Trichechus manatus latirostris (Florida manatee) is the source of this 3341-nucleotide messenger RNA. It is a transcript of the gene ARMC10, whose product is annotated as armadillo repeat containing 10. The transcript is spliced from 5 exons. The coding region runs from base 1003 to 1596 and encodes 197 amino acids. Gene Ontology annotation, cellular component: mitochondrion. Gene Ontology annotation, biological process: negative regulation of intrinsic apoptotic signaling pathway by p53 class mediator. NCBI's taxonomy places the organism in Eukaryota, Metazoa, Chordata, Mammalia, Sirenia, Trichechidae. The record is from RefSeq and is a predicted model, not a curated record.
UCAUUCUGUUAUACAUAGGGUCGCUAGGAGUUGGAACCAACUCGACAGCACCUAAUAACACUUGUCCAACUGCAACAUGAAGAUGCAAUUAAAUCUAAGUAUCUGUGAAAAAUGAAUGUAAUAAAACAAUGCCUGCUUUUAAAAACAAUGUUUGUUUUUCUUGUGGAGAUUUCUGUAAAGGGUUUUUUUUUUUGUUUUUUGUUUUUUAAGGUAAGGCUAUAAAAUCUAAAAAUCACUGAGCAGAUCCAGCGUUUGACGUCUCCAGUUUUUACUCGAAAUGAUGAUCUUUUGUCAUCACCUCCAGCAGGAUUGUUAUUUUAGCAUCGUGGUCAUCAUUGCUUGUUUGUAUAAGCCAAACAAAAGUAUCACACAAACAAAACAGGUUACUUCCAUAGCUUUUUCUCCUGCCUGAGGUGCUCUUAAAAGACAGAAAAGGUCUUCUUAAAGCAAAUCAUGUUCCUUAACUAAUUUGUGCUCUAUAGGCAGGUGUUCAGUUGGGUGGGUAUACCUGAUUUUUAAAAAAGAGACAAUGCUAUCAGCUUUAGGGAUGUGUGUUAUUUGCAUGGUAUUGUCUUGCUGAUAGAGAAAUACUAAGUGAUCACUGGCUAAUUUCUUAACAUUUAUAAGCCUCAGUUUCCCAUCUGUAAGAUGGGAAUAAUAAUAGCGUCUUCUUCCUGGUGUUUAAAGAUUAAAUGAAAUCAAGCAUGUAAAGUGCUUAAAACAGUGCCUGGCAUAGUAUGUGUUUGAUACUGUUUUUAAAAUAAAAAGUCAAUUGAUUUUUAGAUAAACUUUAAAUAAUCUUCUUAUGCAGAAGACUUAACAGAUGGUUCAUAUGAUGAUGUCCUGAAUGCUGAACAACUUCAGAAACUCCUUUACCUGCUUGAGUCAACUGAGAAUCCUGCAAUUAUUGAAAGAGCUUUGGUCACUCUGGGUAACAACGCAGCCUUUUCAGCUAACCAAGCCAUUAUUCGUGAAUUGGGUGGUAUUCCAAUUGUUGGGAACAUGAUUGACAGUCCCAACCACAGUAUUAAAGAGAAAGCUUUAAAUGCACUGAAUAACCUGAGUGUGAAUGUUGAAAAUCAAGACAUCAUAAAGAUAUACAUUAGUCAAGUCUGUGAGGAUGUCCUCUCAGAUCCCCUGAACUCUGCUGUGCAAAUGGCCGGACUGAGAUUAUUAACAAACAUGACUGUCACCAGUGACCACCAGCAUAUGUUUAACAGUUACAUGACAGACUUUUUCCAUGUGUUACUUACUGGAAAUGGAAACACCAAGGUUCAAGUUUUGAAACUGCUUUUGAAUUUGUCUGAAAACCCAGCCAUGGCAGAAGGACUGUUCGGUGCCCAAGUGGAUUCAUCGUUCCUUUCCCUUUAUGAUGGCCACGUAGCAAAGGAGAUUCUUCUUCGAGUACUCACACUAUUUCAGAAUUUAAAUAACUAUGUCAAAAAGGAUGGCCAUUUAGUUAAUAGGUCUACUUCCACCUUUCAUAAAGGUUCCUUGUUUUCUCUGUUAUAUGGACAAGAAUGUGCCCAGAAAAUGAGAGCUUUAGUUCAUCACCCUGAUGUGGAUGUGAAGGAAAAAGUUGUAAUAAUAACGUAAUUCCGAUUGGCCAUGUUUCCAGAGAGUAAUGCAGUCUGGAAGUAAUACACAUUAUCAAUUUAUACAUUUUCCUUAUAAAGCAAAGGGAGUCUUUCAGCUGUUGAAUUUAAACAGUAAAUACCAUGUUUCAUCAUUAACAUAGCUAUAACUUGGCCAUGGUCUCCAAGUUUAUUUUGAUCAUUUUAUUGAUACCAAAUGAAUAUUAGUGCUUCUACUGAAAACAUUUAUUUCUUUCGAUUUUUGUCUAGAGAUAUUUUAGUUAUUUCCUCUAUAUGAAGUGACAGUGACUUUUUUAUGUAUAAACUGCCCUUCUGCCUUUUGCAGUGAUUUGCAGCUAAGAGGGCGACCCCUAAGAGGUGCAGAGUAGAGCUGUUCCAUAGGGUUUUCAAGGCUGUGACCUUUCAGAAGCAGAUCCCCAGGCUGUCUUCAGAGGCACCUCUGGGUGGGUUUGAACCGCCAGCCUCUUGGCUAGUAGAUGAGCACUGAACCAUAUGUGCUACCCAGGGACUCUAAGAGGACCGUAGUAUGUCAUUAACUGCAUUGUUUUAGAACUGCCAUGGGGAUGGCACUGUUCUUUUAGUAGUGAUCAGAUCCUGAGUCCUCAAGCCCAGCUACCAACUCAGCCAUUCUGCUUUAAGAAAUCUAUUCCAGUCGUUUGUGCUUCUCGUCAAUGAAAAAUGUAAACUUUUAGGAGAAAAUAUUUCCUAGUGCUUGCCCACUCCCAUUUAGUAUGUCAGUAUGUAAAGAUUUUAUGCAUAAAAUACCAGGAUUGAUCAAAAUGUCUACCCAUAGGCAGUUGAGUAAAUCAGUUAUCCUGUCUUUAAAAGAAUGAAGUAGCUCUGAUGUGCUGAUGUGGAAAGAUAGCCAUGAAAUAGUUGUUUUCUAAACUACACUGUCAGAAGAUGUAUAAGGCGAUCCUAUUUGUUUGUUUAAAUGAAAAAUACAUGUUUAUGUGUACACAGAACACUUCCAGAAUGAUACACAGGCUCUGGGGAGUGGGACUGCAGAGUGGGGAAAUGACUUUUCUCUAUACACUCUCUUCUGCUGUUUGAAUUUUUUAACUAUGACCAUAAAUUUUAUAAUAAUUUUUUAAAUAAAGGGGAAAAAACCACAAGGUUAUGUUUAUUUUCUUCCUUUGAUAGUACUUUAUUUUAUUCAUUUCCAUUCAUAUUUUACUUGACUAAAAUUAUAUGAAAAUACUUCAGCAAUUAACUUUAAUAUUCUUUUUAUAUCAUAAACUACUAUAGCAAUUUAUUGAUGUAUUUGAAUUCAGCCAGGAUUUAUGAUAUUAAAUUUCAUAACCCCCACCAUGCCUAGCAAUAAAUAAAUCCCCUAUGCAAGCAAAAACUUUGCUACUCAUGUAUUUAAGGCAAAGCUUUAGAGUACUUUAAAUUUCGUUUGUGAAUACAUGAAUUCAAGACUGUUUCCAUAGGAAGUCACAAAUCUUCAACAGAAAAAUGUGUAUUCUUUAAAGUAUAAAAAGGUUCAAUAUUAAGUUGAAACUUCCCAAGGGGCUAGAAUAGUAAAGUAUACAUAAUGGCAAAAAAUAAUAUUUUUAUAUAUUGGUGAUGGAAACAAGUAUUAAUUCCCUGGAAGACAUUUCUUUAUGACUUUUUUUUUUUUUAAUCUGCCUUAUUUAAUGAAAAUAUGUGUUCAAAAUGUGCACACGUUAAAAACCAGAACUGGCCUUCCGUGUGCUUUAGCAGCACUGGGUUCUAAAACUCCAUCUCUUUUCCUCUCUCCAC